This is a messenger RNA of Cottoperca gobio, 2653 nucleotides long. It is a transcript of the gene slco1e1, whose product is annotated as solute carrier organic anion transporter family, member 1E1. NCBI's taxonomy places the organism in Eukaryota, Metazoa, Chordata, Actinopteri, Perciformes, Bovichtidae. Gene Ontology annotation, cellular component: basolateral plasma membrane. Gene Ontology annotation, biological process: transmembrane transport; sodium-independent organic anion transport; bile acid and bile salt transport. The transcript has 16 exons. Gene Ontology annotation, molecular function: protein binding; bile acid transmembrane transporter activity. The record is from RefSeq and is a predicted model, not a curated record. The coding region runs from base 194 to 2620 and encodes 808 amino acids.
AGAAGAGAGGACCCCAGUCCACUCGUCCUGGACCUGCACUAGAAGACAUAUGAGUUGUCAUCAGAAACCAUUUUGCUCUCUGAUAUGGAUUCAACCUGCAGCUCCUGACGUUUGCUGAGAGGAUUGUGAGGAGGAGACGCUGGAGCAUUCACACAGCAGGAAGAUAGAGCGGCAGACCAAAGUUAAGUUUGUGAUGGAGGAAGCCGCAGAGGACGGAGACAAGAUGACCAGCCAGCAGGUUCUGUGUGUCCUUGAUCAGGAGACCAGGAAACGCCCGAGCAUCUCCACUCUCAAAUGGUUCAUCGUGGCGCUGUCCUUCGCCUGCUUCUCCAAGGCUCUGACAGGAACCUACAUGAAGAGCUCCAUCACUCAGAUCGAGAGACGCUUCGACCUCUCCAGCACGCACGUCGGACUCAUCGAUGGCAGUUUUGAGAUGGGCAACUUGUUGUUUCUUGCUGUGGUCAGCUAUUUUGGGGCCAAGCUUCAUCGGCCCAGACUCAUUGCUGUAGGCUGUUUCCUCAUGGCUGUGGGGGCCUUUGUCACCGGCCUCACACACUUCUUCAUGGGACGCUACAAGUACAACACAGUCAUUCAGCUUUUCCAGAACGACAGUGUGAACAUCGCCCCCUGUGCGGAUCCACUGAAAACAGAAGUACCUGGAAUUCAGAUACAACCUUCUGUAGAAGACAACAAAGCCUGUGUGAGGGAGUCCGGCUCCAACAUGUGGAUCUAUGUGUUCCUGGGGAACGCUCUGCGUGGGAUCGGAGAAACCCCGGUCACACCUCUGGGAAUCUCUUACAUCGACGACUUCGCAAAAGCGGAAAACUCGCCCUUCUACAUCGCUUGUCUCCAGACCAUCACUCUUCUGGGCCCCAUGUUUGGUUUCCUCCUGGGCUCCUACUGUGCCAAACUGUAUGUUGACAUUGGAUAUGUUGAUAUCGAAAGUGUGACCAUCACUCCUAAAGAUGCCCGCUGGGUGGGCGCAUGGUGGUUGGGCUUCAUGGUGUCUUCCGGCCUCCUGCUCCUCUCCAGCAUUCCCUUUUGGUUCCUGCCCCGCUUGCUGCCAAAGCAGGGGGGAGAGGACGGCAAGCCAACUUCUGCACAUGAGACGCUAGAUGGGACAGAGGAAGCCACCAACAAUCAUCACAACCUCAAGCUAACUGACAUCGCUAAAGGGUUUCUUCCCUCGCUGAAGCGCCUGUUGGGAACUCCUGUCUACUUCCUGCUCCUUUGUGGGAGCAUCCUGAAGUUCAACUCUUUCAUUGGCCUGUUCACCUUCAAAGCCAAAUACAUGGAACAACAGUUUGGACAGUCUGCCUCCAGAGCCAACUUCCUCAUAGGUGUGUUGAACCUGCCUGCGGUGGCGUUGGGGAUUUUCCUGGGAGGACUGCUGAUGAAGAGGUAUAAACUGAGUUUGGUGUCGGGAGCUCAGCUCUCCUUUGCCACUUCCUUCAUGGCGUACCUCCUCCUGCUGCUGCAGUUUGGCACCAAGUGUGACAACCUCCCCAUGGCUGGGCUCACCAUCUCAUACAACGGCAGGACGCAGCGUGUAUCAUCCGACAGGGAUGUGCUCUUCUCAGAGUGCAACAGAGACUGCUCGUGUUCGGCAGAGGAGUGGGACCCUGUGUGCUCAGACAGCGGCAUCACCUACAUCUCUCCGUGUAUGGCUGGCUGCCUCAGCUCCAGUGGAUACGGCAAGAACACCGUCUUUCACAAUUGCAGCUGUGUAUCCGCCUCCUUGCCAGCAGGCAGCAGCUCGUCCGUGCGGCUGGGUCAGUGUCCUCAUACAGAGGACUGUAGCCGUAGUUUCACCUCCUACAUGGCUGUGUCUGUUCUCAGCUCCUUCAUCAACUCUCUGGGAGCCACACCUGGCUACAUGGUCAUCAUACGAUGCAUCUCACCAGAUCUCAAAUCCCUUGCGCUGGGUAUCCAGACGUUGGUAACUAGGACUCUUGGUGGACUUCCUGCACCAGUGUAUUUCGGAGCCCUGAUUGACUCAACUUGCCUACAGUGGUCGGUCAAACAGUGCGGGGGCAGGGGAGCAUGUCGCAUCUAUGACUCUGAUAUGUACAGGAUGAUCUUCCUCGGUCUGCUUACUUGUCUCAGUGGUUCCUCGUAUUUCUUCAUCAUCGCCGUCAUCGUCCUCCUCAGAAAACAAUUUGGGAAACCAGAGCGAGAAACGCCAACGCCGAAUAUAAAAGCUUCAAAGGAAAAGGGAAUUGAACUUCAAGCCCCAUCACAUACCAAUGAGGACCAGCCUGGUGCUCCACAACCGCAUGAGGCUCCCAAAGUGUUGCUUAGGAUCGAAUCGGAGGACGGAGGGGAGCUUCACAGUAAAGAGCAGCUACAUGAUGGCAGCUCCACAAACAGCCCCCAGGAGAGGAAACAGCCUCCACCACUGACAGAGAACACUGUUGAGACCACUCCUCUUCCAAGUGAGGAAGCAACGAUAGAGAUGCACGGGCUGAAGUCAGAGGAGGACGUGCAAGAGGGAAAAGACAAAGAGAGAAAUGCACAGGUGGAAAAAGAGGACCGUCUCACAGAGGACGAGGAGUUCGAGAAAGAAAGGAGCAAAGAGAGUGACGGCCACAAAACUGAGCUGCUCACCAAUGUGGUCUGAAACAAGUGGAACCGCUCUAGAAAUGUUCCUGAG